Molecule: messenger RNA, 624 nt
Organism: Medicago truncatula (barrel medic)
Lineage: Eukaryota; Viridiplantae; Streptophyta; Magnoliopsida; Fabales; Fabaceae
Exons: 4
Coding region: 110-415 (101 amino acids)
Source: RefSeq, a predicted model, not a curated record
UUAGUUAGUUAGUUCUAUCAAAUAUAUUUAUCAAGAACUAAGAAUAUAUAUUGUUACAUUUAGUUGCAGACUACGUGCAAUACCAAGACUCCAAGAGCUAGUUUAGGUCAUGGGGGACUCGUCUUCUUCGGCUUCAUACAUUCACUUGGUGCAGCACCUGAUCGAAAAGUGUUUGAUCUUUCACAUGACUAAGGAAGAAUGCAUGGAAGCGCUCUCUAAACAUGCAAAUAUAAAUCCAAUUAUAACAUCCACUGUGUGGAAUGAGCUAGAGAAGGUGAACAAGGAAUUUUUUGAGCCAUAUAACAUGAAGCCAAAGAAUAGUAAAGAGAUGAUGAUGAUGAUGUCCCAGGAAGAGACAACUCAGAUGUUACAGAAGAUGAUCUCAGCUUCGGAUUCCUCUAAAGGUGUCCCAUAAUCAAUCAACUCUUGAAAAUUCAGAGAAAGGAUCGUCCCUACUUUAUUAUUAUCAAAACCUAGUGCUAGUAGUCUAUGCGCAAUUAUCGUAUGUGUUGUCAUGUUGCUUCUCUACAUUAUUAUGGUAUUGUAGUUAUCAUGAAUAUAACAGAAUGCCUUGCCAACCUUUGUAGUAUAAAUAUUAAAUAAUAUUCAUGUCAUGUCUAUGUC